AGCAGCUCGCUGCCGCAUCGAGCAGGAAACGGAGAGCGGUUUUAAUUUCAAUUUCCUGCUUUCUCAUCGGGACUCCUGCACAUUCACAGUCAGCCUCCUGCUACGCCGCCCUGCUCUGCCCAGCCUCUGCAGGCAGGAAGCGAGCUCAGGGCUGACCCUUGGGGAUCUCCAAGCCAACCCAUGCGCCUCCUCUGCCCCGCAAGCAGGCCAGUGGCAGACCGGGGCUUCCAGCUCUCCAGCCACCUCUGCAUACUCCCUUCUUGACCCCGAGCGGCCAGGAUGAACCCUCAGGAUGGGGAGCAGGGUAACCCGGCUCACUCCCUUUUUGAAACCUUCCUCCGUGCCAACCACUGCGAGGAGGUGCUGGGCAGCUUCCAGGCCUUAUGCAGGCAGCUGGCUCUGGAGCACAAGGGCCAGCUGCAGUUCUACCAUAAGCUCAAGUCCUGCCUUAACUACUGGAGUGCCAAGGCCCUGUGGGGCAAGCUGGAUAAGAAGGCUGGACACAAAGACUAUGACCAGGGAAAGGCAUGUGCCAACACCAAGUGCCUGAUCAUCGGGGCAGGCCCCUGCGGGCUCCGCACCGCCAUCGAGCUGGCCUUCCUGGGAGCCCGCGUUGUGCUGGUGGAGAAGAGAGACUCCUUCUCCCGCAACAACGUGCUGCACCUCUGGCCUUUCACCAUCCACGACCUGCGGGCGCUGGGCGCCAAGAAGUUCUACGGGCGCUUCUGCACCGGGGCCUUGGACCACAUCAGUAUCCGUCAGUUGCAGCUGAUCCUCCUGAAGGUCGCCUUGCUCCUGGGGGUUGAAAUUCACGUCAACGUGCAGUUUAAGGGGCUCAUCCCCCCUGCAGCGAAGGGGAGCGGACCGGGUGGUGGCUGGAAGGCUGCGCUCCAGCCCAGCUCCUCUCCUGUGGGGCAGUAUGAAUUUGACGUCCUCAUCUCAGCUGGAGGAGGCAAAUUUGUGCCUGAAGGGUUCAAGCGGAAGGAGACGCGUGGGAAGCUGGCGAUCGGCAUCACCACCAACUUCGUCAACCGCCACAGCCGGGCCGAGGUGGAGGUGGCCGAGAUCAGCGGUGUGGCCCGCAUCUACAACCAGCAGUUCUUCCAGAACCUCUACAAUAAAACUGGUAUCGACUUGGAGAACAUUGUCUACUACAAAGACGACACCCACUAUUUUGUCAUGACAGCCAAAAAACAGAGCCUGCUCAAAAAGGGGGUCAUUGUACAGGACAAAGCGGACAUAGAGAGCCUGCUGUCUGCUGAGAACGUCAAUCAAGAAGCCCUCCUCAGCUAUGCCAAGGAAGCCGCCAACUUCUCCACCAACUAUCAGCUGCCUGACUUGGAGUUCGCUCUGAACCACCGGAACCGCCCGGACGUCGACAUGUUUGACUUCACCUGCAUGAACCGUUCGGAGAACGCGGCCCUGGUGCGCGAGUGCCACGGGGCCCGGCUUCUCAUCGGGCUGGUGGGAGACUGUCUGGUGGAGCCAUUCUGGCCUCUGGGCACUGGCGUGGCUCGGGGUUUUUUGGCCGCCUUUGAUGCUGCUUGGAUGGUGAAAAGAUGGGCGGCAGGAACCGCCCCGCUGGACCUUCUGGCUGAGAGGGAGAGCAUCUACCAGCAGCUGUCUCAAACAUCCCCCGACAACACCAACAAAAACAUCAGCCAGUACAGCAUUGACCCUACCACUCGCUACCGCAACAUCAACCUCCAAGCCAUAAAGCCCAACCAGGUCCGUGACCUGUAUGUAGUGGGGAAGAUCGAGAUCGACCAUAAGAAGAGAGACAGUCGCAACAGCAGAGACGUCGGCAGGGCCUAUGAGGGGCUCCUGAGCUGGUGCCAGACCCACACGGAGGGUUACCGCGGCGUCGCGGUGAUGGACUUCACGCACUCCUGGAAAAGCGGCCUGGCCCUGUGCGCCCUCAUCCACCACUUCCGGCCCAACCUCCUAGAUUUCAACUCCCUGGACCAGCACAGUCCCCUCAAGAACAACCAGAUGGCCUUGGACAUAGCCGAGCAGGAGCUAGGCAUCCCGCCCGUCCUCUCCAGCACCGAAAUGGCCGCCGGGGCCGAGCCCAACCAGCUCGGACUCAUCACCUACCUGAGCCAGUUCUAUGAAGCCUUCAAGCCUUCUGCAAAACCAGAGGAGAGAGCGAGGAAGCUGCUGGCUCCUCCCGGCACCCGGGGAGCCGUCCUGUUCCUCAGCAAGCUCCAGAAGACUCUGAGUCUGACUCGCAAGCGCAACCAGGACAGUGCCCAGAAGGAUGCUGAGACCAAGAGGACGAGAAGAGAAGCAGGGCUGGAAUCAGGGGUGGAAGGCGACUUGUUCAUUGCUGACCUUGGCUGGGGGACUAACCGCCAGGAGCAGCCUCAACCCCCGGAGAUCAACCCUUCCGAUUCCUUGCUGGGCAGGCGGCAGAGUUCGCUCACCUCCCCCGCGGAGAGCAGCGAUGCCUGUUACUUCUGCGGCAAGCGGGUGUACAUCCUGGAGCGGGUCAGUGCCGAGGGGCACUUCUUCCACCGAGGCUGCUUCCAGUGUCAUCAAUGCGGAACCACGCUGCGGCUGGGAGACUUCGUCUUCGACGAGGAUGACGGACACUUCUACUGCAUGCUGCACUAUUCCAGCCCCCACAGCAUGGAGGUGACGGACAGCGCAUGCUGUGCCGCACCACAGGAGGUAAGUGGGGAUGUGUCCACCAUUGGCCAGCUGCGCCCGUCCCUGCAGAUUUAGCCCUGUCCAGUAGCAAAGCAGUAAAUGGACU
Terrapene triunguis (Three-toed box turtle) is the source of this 2758-nucleotide messenger RNA. Its product is annotated as F-actin-monooxygenase MICAL2. Bases 280 to 2727 code for a protein of 815 amino acids. The record is from RefSeq and is a predicted model, not a curated record. NCBI's taxonomy places the organism in Eukaryota, Metazoa, Chordata, Testudines, Emydidae. The transcript has 18 exons. Gene Ontology annotation, molecular function: protein binding; FAD binding.